UUCAAAAUGGCCGAAGGUGGUACAACAACCAUCGUCAGUCUAAUAAACAUGGAUAAAGAAGGUGAUGAUGAUGACAUUAACGCUUUAUAUAAUCGUGUAGCAAACAAGUUAGGGUGGCUUGAAAAACAAAUUGAAUUACAGGAUUGUAGUAGCGCUGAUAACAAACGUAAAAAAACAAGAAAGUAUAGUCGAAAAAAACAACCACCAAACAAAGAAAAUAUCGAUCCUGAUACAACAACAAGCAGAGAACACUCAAAAGUCAGACACAGUGCUAAGAAGUCUAAAUCAAAGAAAGAUAAAGAAAAGGAUUCUGAAAUAUUUUCUAUAGAGGAAAAAAAUGGGCUGACUCCUUUGAAGGCUUCAGCUGUGUUACAAGACAGUAGGUCUAACACUGGAAGGCAUAACCGCAACAGAACCAAUCAGGAUGUUACAAACAUUUCUAAAAUUGUGCCUGAGAGGAAGCCUAUUGGAGAAAGCAAAGUUACAAAUGAUCUUUUGGAUCAAGAUUUGGAUGAGCUCUAUGAUUCGGAUGUCCCACUCCCGAAUGUCCGCAUUAAUUGUAGGAAGAAUGAUAAAAUUGAGGGGAAUAAUCAAUCAGAGGGAUUGGUUUCACAUUUAGAUGUGUCCUGGUCUGUUAGCCCAGUGGUCGUGCGAGGUGGUCAAGACGAUGGGCCAAGUCCACCACCUAAUGCAUUAAAAUCUGUGAACCUUUCGCUUGAUGACCUUUCUUUUAGGUUCAACAAGAAUAUAAACAUAAGUGAAGCAGAAAGUAGUAAUACUCAAAACUAUCACAAGAAUAAAAAUACAGUCAAAGAAUAUCAUGUAAUUGAGAGUGAUAGUGAAUUGAAUGAAGAUUUUAUUACUCCAGCAGAAAAUCAUUUAUCAGAAAUUUGUCCUGACCAGAAUCCCAACUCCUCGCAAAAAUGUAAAUUAAAUGAAAGUCUUGAUAUCAAACAUUCUAGAAGUAUCUCUUCCACUGAAAAGGAUUUUGCGCAAGUAAAAUUCACAGAAUCUCCAGAACCAAUGAAAUGGCUUCUUUCGCCAUCUUCUCAGGUGAAUCGACCAAUCAAAUCAGACGUUACAGAUAAAACUAACACAGUAUUAGAUGAUUCAGAUGAUGAUUGUGAGAGUCAUAGAAUUUUGAGUCUGAAGGACAGAUUGAAAAGCAAGUGGAAGAGGAAAACUGGUAAAGAAACAUCAAGUGAAGAUGACAAGCAAACCAGUGAAACAAAAUAUAGGGCUUCAAAUGUCUUGGACAGUAGCAGUGAGGAUGAGUUUGAAUCGUUUCUUGCUAGUAUAAGGACACCAAGUAAAGAAACAAAGGCAAAUGAGAUUGUUUGUAUUGAUGACGAUGACAACUUCCUGAAUGACAACCCGUUAUCAAGUGAAGAUGAUGAUUUCCUACAUGUCCGCCUGUCUCAGAACAUUGAAGUUUUCACAUCUCCCUCAAUGAAUAAGACAAGUAAAGAAUUCAGGACUGAAGCAGCAGUUAUCUCUUUUGAUACUGAUUCUGAUGACGAUGACAGUGUCUUCAUUACUCGCCAGUGGCCAAGAAAUAAAAAGAAAUUCAGUAGCGACAGUGUCUUUUCAAAGGGGCCUAGAAUUAAAACGAAAACCAGUGGUAACAGUGUCUUUACUAAUUCAAAUGGGCCUAAAAAUACUAAGGACAUCAGUGGAAACGAUUCUGUCUUCAAAACUCCCAUUGGCUUUCUAACCCCCGGUGCCAAAUCCAUCAAAAGGAAGCCCAAAGCGACUACCAACUCUACCGGUACAUUUAAGACUCCUGGCAAAACAUCUGGCACAAUGUCCUCUUUUAUCUCCUCUUCAUCCGUUUCUUCCUCUCCGCCUAAGUCCAGGUCGUUUCUCAAAUCUCUGAGCACUCCGUAUAAGGGCACUCCUUCGUCAUCACCGUAUAUUAACAAUUUCAAGAGUACACGAGACGAGUUGAUCAGGAAGCUCUUUAUAAUCUACAAUGAUACAGUGUUUGAAAAUAAGCUGCCAUCUGAUUUUAAGAUAACUUGGAACAAGAGGAUGCGUAAGACGGCUGGCUUCUGUUAUUACAGUCAAAACCGUGCCAAAAAUCAGCGUUUCUCAAGAAUUGAGCUCUCUGAAAAAGUCUGUGAUUCUGCGGAACGUUUACGGGACACCUUGAUCCAUGAGUUGUGCCAUGCGGCAGCAUGGUUGAUCCACGGUGUGAGUGAUGGUCAUGGAAAAUUCUGGAAGUACUGGGCGGCAAAAGCCAACAUUGCACAUCCUGAAAUCCCGAUAAUUAGUAGGUGCCAUUCCUAUGUGAUCAACACAAAGUACAAGUAUGACUGCAGCAAAUGUGGUUACACGAUUGGCCGUCAUUCAAAGUCAUUAGACACCUCCAAGUACCGCUGUGGGUGCUGCAGAGGCGAGCUGGUCCUUAGGCCUCAGCUCGACAAGAGCGGAAAGCCGGUGAAACCACGAGCACCAAGCAAGUUUGCACAGUACGUGAAGGAGAAUUACGGCGUAGUAAAGAAGGAUAAUGACAGGAUGAAACACGCCGAUAUUAUGAGGGUUUUGAGUCAAGAAUUUAGUAACAAAGCCAAAAUCAACGAAUCAUGUUGAGAUUUAAAAGUUUCUGGUGGAAGAAAAAACUUAUUAUUAAAAAUAUACCACCAUUGACAUCUAAUAAAUUAAUAUAAUCUAGAAAGUACAUUAACAAUUCCAAUAUUUAAUUAUAUUUUCAUGUUUUAUUUUCUUGGGACAGAUGGUAUAUUUCUAUUUUAUUUUGGUUAUUGUUUAUUCAUUUUUGAAUUGUUAAAUUGUUUGAUAUUGUUUAGAUAUUAAAAAUAUACUGCCAUUCUUAAUUGACAUCUAAUAAAUUACUAAAGUCUAGAAAGAACACUAACAAAUCCAAUAUUAUACAGAUAUUGACUGCUCAUGAAGGGAAUGGUGUAAUCUACUUCCACGAGAUGAUGUGGAAACUUGUGCCGAAGGCCUGAGGGAAGAUAGGCUAUGGUCUCCACAUCACUGAGGGGCUAUAGAUUUCACCGUUCCCUGAAUCUGGAGCAGUCAAUAUUUGUUUUAUAUACCCUAUACAUAGACUCUACAAUACCUAAAAAAGUGAUGAAAAUAGUACACACCAAGUGGGCUUACUUCCUAGCAUGAUCAAAAGACCAAUCUCUCAGCGUCAACACGGCAUAGAAAUUGCUCAUUGCACGACAGGGCAAAAAAAUACUACCAUUUAGUACUUUCUAUUGCCCGAAAAAAGAAAAUUUCAGGAAAAAAAAUCGACGUUUUUAAUUUUUAUUAUGCCCACUGCUGCCUUGAAGUCUCCAAAAAUGAGAUAUUUAUAUUUCUUUCUAAUUAUACAAAUUUAACGCAUUUAACUACCCCCUUACUACACUGUUUAUAUUCACCAAUAAAAUGUUUAUUUUUUCCUCCUCCUGGAUGUUUUUGGCAAAACUAUUUGCUAAAUUAAGAAAACAAACUUUUUAAAUUUUUUUUCCUACCCUCCUCUGACGACCUUUAUAAAAAUAAGUUAUAAAACAAGGUGUAAAAAAGCCAUGCCUUACUAUUGAUUGUAGUUUUUCUUCAACAGUUGUCUAAAGAUGUCGAGCAUUUUAAGAGCUACUUUGUCAUAAUUUGGAAUGAUAAUUUGCUUUGUUAAACCAUAGUCCAAAUUAUAAUAUAAUGUUAUUUUUUCAGCUUUAAUCCAUCUGCUCACAGCAAUGAAUAAUGUGUAUUAUUUUGCAUCGGCCAUUUCAAUUUAUUGUUUUCUUUUGGAUGAUGUAGAUCAUGUUAACAUAAGUAAUUAAAAAAGCUGGAUGUAUAAUCAUUCACUAGGUAUUAUUAAAGCACUUGCUGAAAAAAAAAAGUAUUAUGAAACUUGUACUAAGCUAUGCAUUCCA
Molecule: messenger RNA, 3878 nt
Organism: Anneissia japonica
Lineage: Eukaryota; Metazoa; Echinodermata; Crinoidea; Comatulida; Comatulidae
Product: acidic repeat-containing protein-like
Exons: 10
Coding region: 7-2592 (861 amino acids)
Cellular component (GO): nucleus
Source: RefSeq, a predicted model, not a curated record